AUAGCUAUUCGGAGAAGAGCUUGAGAGCGUGGGGUGGUGAGGUAAGAGCCAGGAUCCGAACACUACUCCUUACAUAUCUCUGUGGGAUUACCACUACCUGCCAGUCUCCUCCUCAUUCAUCUCUCUUUCUUUCUAUCAUAUUCAUCAUCUCAAUCAAAUUCUUCAUUUCUUGAUUCUUCAAACCACCUAGAUCGGUGUUACCUCUUAAUCACUCUCCUACUUACGCUACAAGAUGGUUGGCUUUGGGAAAAACUUGAAGGAAAGACAAAUUGAGGAAUGGAAAGGAUUUUAUAUCGACUACAAACUAAUGAAGAAGAAAGUCAAACAAUAUGCUCGCCAAAUGGAAAGUGGGGGAUUAGAGCGCAGACAUGUUCUCAAGGAUUUUUCCAGAAUGCUUGAUAACCAGAUUGAGACGAUUGUCCUUUUCCUUUUGGAACAACAAGGGCAACUAGGAAGCAGAUUAACCAAGCUGAAUAAAGAGCGUGAUUUACUUCUAGAGGAGCCAGAUAUAGCAAAAAUAUCUGAACUGCGAGAGGCUUAUAGAGAUGUUGGGAAAGACCUCUUGAAACUUCUCCUUUUUAUUGACAUGAAUGCAGUUGGUCUGCGCAAGAUACUUAAAAAGUUUGACAAGCGUUUUGGAUACCGGUUCACUGAUUACUAUGUCAAAACUCGUGCCAAUCAUUCUUAUUCCCAGCUGCAACAAGUGUUCAAGCAAGUGGGGCUUUGGGCUGUUGUUGGCGCUAUAUCCCGCAAUCUUGCAGACCUUCAGGACCGUCAAGGAAGCUACUUGUCAAUUUAUGACCAGCCCGCCCUGCCAUUUCAGGACCCUGUUGUUGAAUCAAUAAAAGCAGCUGUAGAUAGAUUGACCCACUCUACAAACUUCCUUCAUUUCAUGGCACAACAUGCUCUUAUCAUGCAUGAAGAAUUGCCAACCCAUGACGUACCCGUUGAUGAUAAGAGAUACCACUUUAUGUCGCUCGUACUGAAUUUGGCAAACACGUUUCUUUAUAUGGUCAACACCUAUAUAAUUGUCCCAACAGCAGAUGAUUAUUCUUUAAGCCUUGGUGCACCUGCAACUGUUUGUGGUAUUGUAAUUGGUUCUAUGGCUGUUGCACAACUGUUUUCAUCAGUUUAUUUAAGUUCUUGGUCAAACAAAUCCUACUUCAGACCUCUAAUCUUUAGCAGCAUAGUUCUUUUUAUGGGGAAUGCCAUGUAUGCUUUGGCUUAUGACUCCAAAUCUAUAGUCGUUCUCUUAUUCGGCCGUUUGUGUUGUGGCUUGGGUUCUGCUAGAGCUGUUAAUCGAAGAUAUAUCAGUGACUGUGUACCACUCAGAAUAAGAAUGCAAGCUUCAGCAGCUUUUGUUAGUGCCAGCGCUCUUGGGAUGGCUUGUGGUCCAGCAUUUGCCGGGUUGCUUCAAAUUAAUUUUAAGAUAUACAAGCUCACAUUCAACCAGGAUACUUUGCCUGGCUGGGUCAUGGCUAUAGCUUGGCUUUUCUAUUUGGUUUGGUUGUGGAUUUCUUUUGAGGAACCUGUCCGUGACGAUGACGAGAAAAAUGAAACUCGAGUUUCGAAUACUGGUAGAGCAAACAAUGAUGCAAUUGAAAAUGGCCUAGCUCAGCCUCUGUUGCCGGGUUCAGAAGACAACAAAGAGGAUGAAGACGGCGAUGAUGAAGGUGAUGGAAGUGAAGAAGACCCAGUGGAAUCUCGUCUACCAGCCAGUUCUAUUGGAUCGGCGUAUAGAUUACUUACACCAUCAGUAAAGGUUCAAUUGCUGAUUUAUUUCAUGCUUAAAUAUGUGAUGGAGAUUUUACUUUCAGAAUCGAGUGUGAUCACGUCAUAUUACUUCAAUUGGUCUACAAGUGCAGUCUCUAUUUUUCUUGCAUCCCUUGGCCUUACCGUUCUUCCAGUGAACAUUAUUGUUGGGACCUACAUUAGCAACAUGUUUGAAAACAGGCAAAUUCUCUUGGCAUCACAAGUAGUGGUUUUAGUGGGCAUACUUUUUAGCUUUAAUAUAUUUUUCACGUAUACUGCUCCUCAAUACGUCUGCUCUGGACUCAUAAUGUUUGUUUCAGCUGAAGUACUAGAAGGCGUGAAUUUGGCGCUUCUCUCACAGGUAAUGUCAUCAAGAUUGUCGCGUGGCACUUACAAUGGAGGACUGCUUUCAACUGAGGCAGGAACAAUUGCUCGAGUGAUUGCAGAUGCCACCAUAACAGCGGCUGGAUACCUUGGAGUGAAAAGGCUUUUGAAUGUCACUCUUCUUCCUUCGCUCAUAAUCUGCAUUACAUCGAUUACUGCCACCUGCUGUACGUAUAAUUCUCUUUUCUGAUCAUCAUAUAGUAUCUCUAUCUUUACAUGGUCAUUUAAUUUCUGCUGUCUUUUUACUGUAUAAGUUCAAUUCAUUAAUUUGAUCCCUCAUAUUACUUUAAUAAGAAUUUUGGAUAAUAAU
Molecule: messenger RNA, 2446 nt
Organism: Impatiens glandulifera
Lineage: Eukaryota; Viridiplantae; Streptophyta; Magnoliopsida; Ericales; Balsaminaceae
Product: SPX domain-containing membrane protein At4g22990-like
Exons: 11
Coding region: 233-2326 (697 amino acids)
Biological process (GO): transmembrane phosphate ion transport from cytosol to vacuole
Cellular component (GO): plant-type vacuole membrane
Molecular function (GO): transmembrane transporter activity
Source: RefSeq, a predicted model, not a curated record